Beta vulgaris subsp. vulgaris (sugar beet) is the source of this 775-nucleotide messenger RNA. RefSeq lists its product as uncharacterized. The coding region runs from base 116 to 574 and encodes 152 amino acids. Gene Ontology annotation, molecular function: sterol binding. The transcript has 4 exons. The record is from RefSeq and is a predicted model, not a curated record. Gene Ontology annotation, biological process: intracellular sterol transport. Lineage: Eukaryota; Viridiplantae; Streptophyta; Magnoliopsida; Caryophyllales; Amaranthaceae.
CAGCCUAAGUCAAUUUUCACUUGGUAAACCAAUAUUUUUGCUAAGCUUUUGUCAAACGUAGUACGUAACCUAACUUCAAUCUCUCUCCUCUUUUUUCCCCUGAAGUUCUGAAAUCAUGUCAAUUUGCAAGCUCAAAGUUAUCCUCUUUUUCUGGGUUUGUUUGGCUGUUCCUUCAAUUCUUGCCAAGCCCGUUAAAUACUGCGAUAAGAAAGCUAACUAUGCUGUCAAGGUCGAAGGAAUUGAAAUGCACCCUGAUCCAGUGGUACCUGGCAAAGAAGCCAUCUUCAGCAUCUCUGCUUCCAGUGUGGGAGCUCUUCCUGGAGGGAAGGUGAUGAUCGACGUUGCAUACUUUGGGCUACAUGUGCACAGUGAGACUAUUGAUCUCUGCAGAGAAACAUCCUGUCCAGUAUCAGCAGGCGACUUUGUACUCUCUCACAAACAAACUUUGCCCAUCUUCACUCCCCCAGGCUCAUACACUCUCAAGAUGAGGAUGCAGGACAGCAACAAUCAUUUGCUUACCUGCAUCACUUUUGGUUUCACCAUUGGCUUUGGAACAUCUGUGUCCGAAAGCUGAAGGCUUCUUUAAAAUUAUGUUUCCUACCUUUUCCAGUGGAUUUCUGUAUGGUACGACGUAUGAGUUUGUGACUCUUAUAUGACUCUAGAGAAUAAUGAACUUCUGAUGAAGCUAUUAGCUUUGUGUAUCACAUUUCAUCUUGUAUAGAGCUUGUACAUUUUUCUGCAAUCUAGAAGCAAUGCACCUCCCAUACUUCCGUCA